AUGGCAACACGCGUUGGUGGCGGUAAGGGAAUUGGAGGCAAUAGACAAAGCAUUGCUCCAACACCUGGAGGAACUGCUAUGAAGUCACGCCAGCUUACACAGCUUCACUCUCAACUGGCACAGCUGUCAGCCAAUCUUUCUGAUACAGAAAAUCUAUUACGCAUGACGAGUGUUCAGGCUGAGGCUAUGCGCGGACUGGGUACCUGGCAUGGUGCUCUUUUUAUGGCUGCGAGUAAAGUACUAGGAGAAGAGAGCAUUAAAGACAACGGAAGGUGA
This is a messenger RNA of [Torrubiella] hemipterigena, 276 nucleotides long. The record is from the annotation of a GenBank genome assembly. NCBI's taxonomy places the organism in Eukaryota, Fungi, Ascomycota, Sordariomycetes, Hypocreales, Clavicipitaceae.